Molecule: messenger RNA, 480 nt
Organism: Prunus armeniaca (apricot)
Lineage: Eukaryota; Viridiplantae; Streptophyta; Magnoliopsida; Rosales; Rosaceae
Source: the annotation of a GenBank genome assembly
AUGAGUCCAACCCUGCCGGAUCUUGCUCAAAUAUUUGGAUUCAGGCCCCAUGGGAGGCCUGCUGAUGCUGUUGGUGACUACCACAGAGGAAAGAAUCAAGAGAGACUGGCCAAACCCUUUACCAUUCCUGCUGCCACGAUCAACCAGAAUUUUUUCGUUUUCCCCAACCGCUCCUCGGCAAUUCUGUUGGAAUACAAGCACCUCGCAGAGGCUUUGCACAAUCACGUUGACGUGGGACUUGGCCCCACUAUUCUGGCUCACCUAUAUAAGAACCUUCAUAGCGCCGCUCUGGAGAGUCCACUGAACAUCUCUGCUCCUGGCACAUUCUGGAUGAUCCAGAUUUGGCUGCAGGUCUAUUUUCUGGAACUGAGGAUCAGGUCAUGGCUGUCCCCCUUGAUGUCAGCAAAGGUGCCUAAGCGCUUUAUUGAAGAAUAUCUUACGUUCUUCAGGCACUACACCAAGAGGUCUGCUGUGAAGUAG